Molecule: messenger RNA, 2339 nt
Organism: Saprolegnia parasitica CBS 223.65
Lineage: Eukaryota; Oomycota; Saprolegniomycetes; Saprolegniales; Saprolegniaceae
Exons: 2
Coding region: 21-1637 (538 amino acids)
Biological process (GO): maturation of SSU-rRNA from tricistronic rRNA transcript (SSU-rRNA, 5.8S rRNA, LSU-rRNA); endonucleolytic cleavage of tricistronic rRNA transcript (SSU-rRNA, 5.8S rRNA, LSU-rRNA); ribosome biogenesis
Cellular component (GO): preribosome, small subunit precursor; nucleus
Molecular function (GO): GTP binding; U3 snoRNA binding; GTPase activity
Source: RefSeq, a predicted model, not a curated record
CGAUUUCACCGCGUCGCAAGAUGAGCCACCACCAUCGGUCGGGGCCGCUCAAGCAGAAGAACAAGAAGCACAAGGUCGGGAAGCAUGACACCAAGACGCUGCUCGCCAAGAAGAGCGGCGGCAAGGUCGAGCGCGUUGUCGGCAAGGCCGGGAAGCUCCUCCUCACGGGCUCCAAGGCGCAGCGCCUCCAGAAGGCCAAGCAGUGGAAGCAGAUGAAGGCCGACGAUGUCUCGAUGCGCCACCGCCUCGGCGCGCUCAACGGCCCGCCCAAGGUCGUCGCACUCGUACCGCUCGGGCCCUCGGCCAACCUCGACGCCGUCCGCGCGUCGAUCGUCGAGACGGCCUCCAACGUCACGUACUCGGAAGACGCGCGCAUGCUUGGCCGCUUCACGCACGCGACGUUUGCCAACCAGAAGCAGCACCUCUCGAUCAUCGAGUGCGGCCACGACGUCCUCGGCAUCCUCGACAUGGCCAAGGUCGCCGACAUCAUGGUCUUCGUGCUGCCCAUGUACAACGGUCCGGACGCGGCCGUGGGUGCGGACGGCGAUGUGCUGCUUUCGGCCAUUCGCGCGCAGGGCCUCGUCGCGGCGGUCGGCAUCAUCCAGGGCUCGGAAGUCCACGCGCCUAAGGUUGAAGCCGACUGCCGCAAGUUUGGCCAGCGCUUCUUCAACACGGAAUUUGGCGAUGCGAUCAAGGUUGCUGUCGGCAACAACAACGUGCAGGUCAUGCGUGCGGUCCUCACGGUCCAGCCCAAGGUGCUCCACUGGCGCGAGAUCCGCAGCUACAUGCACGCGACCAACGUCGUGUUUGCCCAAGAGUCGGAGACGGCCGGGUCGCUCCAUGUGACGGGGUACCUCCGCGGCAAGCCGCUCUCGGCCAACCAGCUCAUCCACCUCACCGACAUUGGCACGUACCAGCUGAGCCACGUGGUCAAGGGCGACGACCAGAACACGCUCCUUGCCCGCGCCGACCCGUCCAAGCAGGAAGAUCUGCAGUACGAAGCCGAGGUCGACACCUUUGCGGCCGAACAGACGUGGCCGACCGAGGAGGAGCUCAAGGAAGCUGCGAGCACGCGCAAGGAAGUCGACGUCGCCGGCAUGAGCAGCUACCAAGCGGCGUGGCACGUCGAUGACGCCGAGGAUGCGGACGGCGAUCUCAACAUGGACGAGGACGAGGACGAUGACGCGUCGGACAACGAACUGCCGGACCAGAGCUUUUGCAAGGUCGGCGGUGACGCGCCGAAGGACAAGGCGUUGAACGACGACGAUGACGACGACAUGUCGAUGGUCGACGAAGACGAGGACAUGGAGUUCCGCAGCAACGAGAAGGCCAAGCUCCAGGCCGAGCACGAAGCGUUCCCGGAUGAGAUGGACAUUCCCGCCGAGACGCUCGGGAAGGACCGCUUUGCGCGCUACCGCGGCAUGAAGAGCUUCCGGACGAGCCCGUGGGAUGCGAAGGAGUCGCUGCCGAUGGACUAUGCCCGUCUCUUCCAGUUCGAGUCGUUCCACUACACGCAGAAGCGCGUGCUCGACGAGGCAAGGAAGCUGAGGCGCUCUGGAAGGACGCGGUCAAGGCGUCCGAAGACGAUGCGGCGCCGGUCCUCGUCGGUGAGUACAUUGCGACGGGUGCCCUUGUGACGCUCGUGCUCAAGAACGUGCCGGUGGCCAAGAUGGCCGCGCGCAUGCAGGUGAACCGCCCGUUUGUGCUGAGCUCGCUCCUUCGCCACGAGAACCGCAUGUCGGUGCUCAACUUCACGCUGCAGCGGGCGUCGGGCGACAUCUCGGUCAAGUCGAAGGACCCGAUGAUGUUCCACUGCGGCUUCCGGCGCUUUGAGGGCCGUCCGAUCUUCUCGGACGAGAAUAACAAGAGCGACAAGCACAAGUUUCAGCGCUUCAUGCCCAGCGCGGGCUGGACGGUCGCGACGGUCUAUGGGCCCGCGACGUUCCAGCCGGCGUCCGUCCUCGCCUUCCACAGCAACGCGCUCGUGGGCUCGGGCACGCUCCUCAACGUCGACCCGGAUCGCAUCAUCUUGAAGCGCGUCGUCAUUGCGGGCACGCCGGUGCGGGUCAAGAAGCGCAAGGCCGUUGUGCGCUACAUGUUUAACUCGCCCGAGGACGUCCGGUGGUUCAAGCCUGUCGAGCUCACGACCAAGCACGGCAUGACGGGCCACAUCUCCGAGUCGCUCGGUACGCACGGCGACUUCAAGGCGGUCUUCAACAAGCCCAUCAAGCAGCACGACACGGUGUGCCUCAACCUCUACAAGCGCGUCUACCCCAAGCGUGUGGUCCAGGACAUGUAGGCGCAAUGAAUAAAUGAUGAAAUGAAAUUAGAUUAUCCAA